Messenger RNA from Marchantia polymorpha subsp. ruderalis, 4992 nucleotides. The record is from the annotation of a GenBank genome assembly. Lineage: Eukaryota; Viridiplantae; Streptophyta; Marchantiopsida; Marchantiales; Marchantiaceae.
GCAGAAGUCGUCCUAGGCAGGAAUAGCUUUCUACCAAGUCAGACUCAUAUAUGUAAGGCAGUGAAGAUGGGGAUGGUGUGGACAGUCCCUGUAAGAAAUUGUGUCUGCCUAAUGGGGUAGAUCUAGACCUCCUCUUUCACUGAGUGAAGGGGAUAGAUACGAGCAUGUAUAUAAUUUCAUCGGUGUACUCUGACACCCACUUUCGUGCACUUCAGGAUCUCGAGAGACCCUGAGGUCUCAGUGCCGAGAAAAACACAAAAAAAGAUCUGUACCUCAAUUCGGCCUAGUCCGAUGAGGAUUUGAUGUAUAUAUCUAUAGAUCAGAUCUGCCAAAUCAUAGAUUUAUUAUAGAUUGCGCUUAUGCAGCGUGAGGGGGAGUAGAUUAGGCCUGCUCAUGACUCCUGGAUACCUCCUUCGAAUUCGAUUGCAGUCGAUUCGAUGGUCUUGUUGUGCUCCAUGCAGAGCUAUUCAAAUCACCCCUCGAUAUCCUACACGAGUCUCGUCUGGUCUGGUCUGGAUUUGAGUUGGAAAUAGCGUAGACUUGCAAACCGAUCGUCUCAUUCUCAGACAGGCAGCUGGACGGGUCGGGACGGUGGAUACAGCAUGGACCAGUUUCAAGCUCGUGUAGUUUUUGUUUUGGGGAUUCUCUGUGGUCUGGUGAUUGGAAGUCAUCCUUCUGUGGUCAUAGGUGCAACCCAGACUCACAUAAGCGACCCUGAUUUUGGACUUGCCCAAGAACUUGAAAAUGUGGACCAUGGACAGGAAAUUCCAGAAUUCGGGGCCAGCAAGAAACCUGCUACUACGAGAAAUGGAGACGCUUCCGAUGAAGCAACUAUCAAGUUUCUAGGAAAGGCUAGCGGAGGAGGAAAAUAUCAAAGACAGCUUCUACAAGCUUCGUUUCCACUACCACUGUCCGCUCCAGCGCAGGCCUCUGAGUUUAAUGACAGCUCGACACUUCUGGAGAUUAAAGACGGAUUGGAUCGUGAUGUGCAAAGUCUACUUUCUAGUUGGAACUCGACUGAAGCUGCUGAGGACCCUCAAGCCCACUGCUCCUGGCUCGGGGUGGAAUGUAACGGCGAUAACAGAGUAGUGUCUUUAAAUCUUUAUAGUUUGGGCUUGAGAGGCGUUCUUGUCCCUCAAAUUGGCAACCUCUCUGCACUAGUCAGCCUAAACCUUGCUAACAAUAGUUUUCUAGGGGAGAUACCCCAAGCCCUCGGCUUGUGCUCCAACCUUGUGACUUUGGAUCUCACGAAGAACAAUUUCUCCGGCAGAAUUCCGUCUUCUUUGGGUCAGCUUCAAAAUCUUACUUCCCUUUCAUUGGGUAGGAACCCCCUUAUCUCUGGAAGCAUCCCCUCUGAGCUUGGAAACUGUAAGAGCCUCCAGAAUUUGCAUAUUGCUUUUACCAACAUUUCGGGAAGCGUACCUUCAAGCUUGGGGAAUUGCAGUGAGCUUCUGUAUUUGAGACUCUACUCCAACCUACUGAAUGGAGACAUCCCGCAGGAGCUGGGAUUGCUCAGCAAGUUGCGGACACUGGAGCUGUUCAGGAAUAAUUUGACAGGCACGAUUCCGGCCAAGCUCGGAGACUGUAGAAGCUUGAAGAGGCUAAGAUUGUUCGAGAAUAUUCUGACGGGCACAAUACCGACUUCAUUUGCGAAGUUGGAAAACCUUGAGUAUCUGGCUCUUGGAAACAACGAGCUUACUGGUGGCAUAGAUUUUGAGCUGGGUGCACUGAAAAAUCUCACGAUCCUCUAUCUCCAGAACAACUCGUUGAAUGGCAGCAUUCCAGCCUCCAUAGGCGAUUGCACGAAAUUGAUGGUCGUGAAUCUCGAAAGCAAUCUGCUGUCGGGAGAGAUACCAGACUCCAUCGUCAACUUGAUCAACCUUCAAGUUCUUGUGCUCGGAGAUAAUCGCCUGGAUGGAGGAUUCAAUAUUGAUCUGAGUGCUUUCAGAAAUCUCCGGAUAUUAGAUCUACGGGAAAAUCCUCUGGGUGGAGACUUUCCAGAGUCCAUUGUGAAGUGCACAAAUCUGGAGGAGGUGUCUUUACAGGAAAAUUCAUUUCAAGGAGUCAUUCCUGAGGAGCUGGGUCUGCUGACAAAUCUGACCAUUCUGAGUCUUUACGGCAACAAUCUGUCUGACUCAAUUCCACCUUCUCUUGGGAACUGCAAGAGACUGCAGUACAUCGAGCUCGAUGGAAACAGUUUGACAGGAGAGAUUCCCGAGUCGCUAGGAAACUGCACCGAUCUUGUAGCAAUAGAUCUGACAUCAAAUUCUCUUUCAGGACCCAUUCCAUCGACGCUUGGUGCACUUCGUUUCCUGGAGAUCUUGAGCGUUUCUUCAAACGACUUAACUGGUACCAUACCCAGAGCUUUGUGGAAUUGUACGAGCUUGAAGAUUCUUGCGCUGGACAACAACCAUCUCACUGGAGGCCUUCCCUCGGAGGUAAGUGCUUUGAGUGAUCUCGAGGAACUUCACCUGUUCGUCAACAAUCUGACAGGUCCCAUCCCCGCGUCCAUCGGGGACUGCAGUAAGCUGAAAUUCCUUCUCGUGGGCGAGAACAAGAUGAACGGCUCCCUUCCAUCUUCUCUCGGAUCACUGCGCGAUCUGGAACGACUGCACAUUCAAAGAAACAAUGGCUUCAGCGGUGACAUUCCUUGGCUUGCGCUCAGCAACUGCACGAAGCUCACUCAGUUCAUCGGAAUGAGAAACAGUCUGACGGGCACGAUUCCAAUAGAUCUGGGGGCAACUUUUCCAUCGCUGCUGUGGCUGGAUUUCUCCAGAAAUCAUCUCACGGGAGGAUUUCCGAAAUCUAUUCUCAACUGCACCAACCUGCAGCUGCUGAGACUCUACUGGAACAACUUCACCGGAGAGCUCGAUGUGGAUUUAUCCAGGCUUCCCAUGCUGCACACAUUGCACCUGUCCAAGAAUAAAUUCAACGGAACCCUCGACAACCUCAAGCUGCAGAACUGUACGAAGUUGGAGUACUUGGACUUGAGUUCCAACAGGCUGACCGGCGAGAUUCCCAGCUAUUCUUCCAUCGGCAUGCUGCCUGCUAUGCGCGUUCUCACCAUGCGGGAAAACAGACUUGAGGGCAGAAUUCCAGACUGGAUUUGGAGCUUGCCUUCAUUGGAUGUCUUGGAUCUGUCACUCAACAACUUCACGGGGCUCCUGCCGACCAAUUGGACGCAACUUGUGGCCCUCUCGAACUCUUCUGUUAGAUCCGACAAACAGCCGGAAAAAUCCGAGCUUGGGCUGGGGAAUCUGAUAUAUGAGCAGACUUUGGUGACUCGGAACGGGAGAUCGUUCGAUGAAACAUACAUCUUUGACUAUUUAGCGCUCAUUGAUGUAUCGAGGAACUCUCUAGAGGGCCCGAUUCCAUCAGGGCUAGGGACGCUGGCAGGCUUGAAAGUUCUGAAUCUAGCGGACAACAAUCUCACCGGGAACCUUCCCUUGCAGCUGAAUGUUCUAGGUAAUUUGUUGGAGCUUGACGUUUCCAAGAAUGGGCUCUCGGGAAAUAUUACGACGUUCGUAAAUGUCAUACUGGACACGCAACUCGCAGUGCUGAAUGUAUCUUUCAACAAUUUCUCAGGCCGUAUAGAUGCGACUCGGUACGGCAAUUCUUCUUUUCUGGGGAAUAUUCUAUUGUGCGGUCAAAUCCUGCGGCCGUGCGAGGUCGAUUCGGCGCCCACAAUUUCGUCAUUGCUGCCUGAUGGAGGAGGAUCAGAUGGCGAGAAGUUUACAGAUUAUGUGAGCAUCCUCGCCUUGGAGAUAGGAAUAGCGAUAGGAGCUCUGUUGGUGACAGGGAUCAUCUUUGGAAACAAGAGAGUCAGGCAUGCUUUCUUCAAGGUGCAAGACAGAACGUAUACAAGGAAUUAUGGUGUGUUCAGCGAGAAGCUGAAAUCUGCUCCAACAAACGUGUGGUGGCGAGGGAGAACGCCUGUGGAUCUUAGUCCUGUGAACACGAGUCCAGCGAGUAGAAGUCCAGUAAUCUCAUAGAUCUCAUCUUCCUCUUCAUUAUAUCUCUAGAUUUAGGCAGUUUUGCACUUUUUGUACAGUUAGAAAUGCACCAGCUUCAUUUUAGUUUGGAGUUGGUGCAAUGAUUCAGUAGCUCUAAGAUGCUGCGAGCAAGCAAUUAGAACCAAGAUAUAGAUUUAGAAUGUAUUGUAAAUUUCAAUUUGUACAUCUACAUCUUCCAAGUAUUCUCCUACCAUAGAUCAUCUGCUGAAAAAUUUGGAGCGAAAGAGGAAGACAGUGCAGAAUCGAAUUCUAAACUUGAGCCCGGGGCUCGGGUUACAUGGAAGUCCUAGUUGCAGACGCAGUUUCCAGAAUGCUCAUAUGAGUGUUCCACCAUCCAUGCUUAACAUGGGCGUCUCGUUCUUAAGUUUGCAUACGGGAAGUUUAGAGUCCAUCAUGAGCAAGUUGCUGAUUGACAGCAAUCAAUGAUGUCUGUAGCAGUAGCAGUAGAGGCAAAAUUUUAUGUCAAUAGAAUAUUAUACCGCAGGUAGCUUGAAUUUCAUAGUAGAGGUGGCAAGUGCAGCGCAUCUACGCGUAUUCUGAUUAAUUCGAUCAUUUGAUUUUAGUGAGAGAUUCGACUCUUCUACAGUGGAACCAUAACAGUAGGUUCUGGUGCUAUUUGCACGCUGUGUUGACAGUAAGAGACUUUCACAUGUACACUAGGAAUCGUUUACUCGACGUAAGUUUGACGCAAUCUGCGUGGUCUAUUGAUAUUAAAGGAUCCACAGUCGAAGAUCUCAAACCAUUGAUAUUCUGAAUGAAAUUCGUUCACUGUAUUGGACUUAUCAGAAAUAGAUUCGGGAAAUAAGCUUAAAGAUCUUCCCGAUGAUGGGGCUAUAUAUCCUUUCGCAAGGAGUUUCGAAAGUGUUCUGAUUUUCGAAACCAGGAUCUCUCAACAGAUCAUGCCUGUCAAUACUUUUUCAUCGAUGCUGUCCCGCAGCCUAGCCUUGAUUCUCUGAAAAUGUCCGAAGUCGAGCUGAUU